UGUGUGGGUGUCAGUUGCUGUAAUUGAGCGUCCUCCAGAACCAACCUGAAUUAAUCAUAUGCAGGAGGAGAGAAAAUAAAAUGCCCCUUUUUCAGAGCUGGGUUCCACUGGCUACUUGGAAGCCUGGAAACCGCUGCAGAACUCUCUGCUGAUGGAGGACCCCGACAAGAAACUGAAUCAGAAGAGCGACGACAAACCCAGGAAAGUACGCUUCAAAAUCUCCUCUUCCUACAGCGGCCGAGUGUUGAAGCAGGUCUUUGAGGAUGGGCAGGAAUUAGAGUCACCCAAAGAGGAAUACCCUCACAGUUUUCUGCAGGAAGCCCUUGAACCAAUGGAUGGUGUUUAUGGGUCAGGAGAAGCCCCCAAGCCCCAGCUGUACUCCCCUAAACUGACCGCUCAGAGGAUCAGUGUUUUCCGAGAUAGCGGUGCCUACACACUGGCGAGCAGUCAGCCUCUGUUCAAUGACUACAAGGUGAACGACCAUAAGCCUCCACCUAUCAUAGACUUUGGGAAGAUAAUCAUCUACACAAACAACCUGAAAAUCAUCCGAACCCCGAUGGACAAAAGGGACUUCAUGAGGAAAAUCCUCCAGAAGGAAGAGGUUGCUGAGAAAGAGGCUCUGAUGAGCACAGGAGAAAGCGAUGGAGAUAGGGAGCAAAAUGCCAGCCCCCUGCCAGAGACGGAAGGCAUGUUUCUCCAUAAUGAGCACAUACAGGAUGGGUUGGUCCCUGAGGACAACUGUCUCCACUGCCAGGGGUCUGGCAUCGCCACCUGUUCUCUGUGCCAUGGCAGCAAGUUUUCAAUGCUGGCUAACAGAUUCAAGGAGUCCUAUCGAGCCCUCAGGUGCCCGGCCUGCAAUGAGAAUGGCCUGCAACCUUGCCGAAUUUGCAGCCCAUAGUCUGUAGCCCUGUUUUUCACGUUGCUUUUAUUGCCCUCUCACAGGCUACUCCUAAUAAAGCAACCCUCUUCCUCCUGCUUCUCUCAGAAAUCGAGCU
Molecule: messenger RNA, 995 nt
Organism: Phodopus roborovskii (desert hamster)
Lineage: Eukaryota; Metazoa; Chordata; Mammalia; Rodentia; Cricetidae
Gene: Grxcr2
Product: glutaredoxin and cysteine rich domain containing 2
Exons: 3
Coding region: 152-898 (248 amino acids)
Biological process (GO): sensory perception of sound
Cellular component (GO): stereocilium shaft; stereocilium base; microvillus
Source: RefSeq, a predicted model, not a curated record